Messenger RNA from Pezoporus flaviventris, 4417 nucleotides. RefSeq names its product membrane associated ring-CH-type finger 6 (gene MARCHF6). Bases 542 to 3349 code for a protein of 935 amino acids. The transcript has 26 exons. Gene Ontology annotation, cellular component: endoplasmic reticulum membrane. The record is from RefSeq and is a predicted model, not a curated record. Gene Ontology annotation, molecular function: zinc ion binding. Lineage: Eukaryota; Metazoa; Chordata; Aves; Psittaciformes; Psittacidae.
CAGUGGAAUUCCCUCUGAAUGUGACAGUAGGUCAUAAGUAGCUUUACAUUUUGGCCCUCAGCAAUGUUUAUCGGUUUGAAGAUACCAGCUGCUUAACAGUCCAGAUUGUUAAACUCAUAAUAUGUUUAUUUGGAUUUAUAAAACAAGUGGGAAUAUCUAGAAAGUCUCAUAUCCUUUGAAAAAAUAAAAUGUAGGUUUAACUUAUUUUAGUAAGCUAGCAGAAGAAAACCUUUUCCAAAGAAAGAAUUAAUUUGCUUUCAGUAAAUUACAUUUUUUCUUCUUAGCAGUCUUGAGGAUAAGCGAACUGCUGUGGAAGCCAACAGACCAUUAAUGACUGGGUUCAGAGAUCUCUGGGGCUCUUCCAGAGAGCAGUGUGCUCUUAACUUACUGUCUUUCAUGCCAGAGAGUGUUCUUAGAGCAGCGGUUUCACAUCCUCUCUUGUGCUUGUUUGACCCUUUAUGAGGCUUAUCCAGUGUACAAAGUUGUCAACUUGCUGUAGUUGAAAUAGCUCUGUUGGAGGAAAUGCCGGAGAAAGGUGGGCAUGCUGCAGUCGGUGGGUGGGUCCUGCCUCUCAGAUGAAGAGGCCUGUCCUGAGCAGCCAUUUGGAAAUACUCUCUCAGAUAUAUGCAGAGUCUGUCGGUCUGAAGGAACUCCUGAGAAACCUCUCUAUCAUCCAUGUGUGUGUACUGGGAGUAUUAAAUUUAUUCAUCAGGAAUGCUUAGUUCAGUGGCUUAAACACAGCAGAAAAGAAUACUGUGAAUUAUGUAAGCACAGAUUUGCUUUCACACCAAUUUAUUCCCCAGAUAUGCCUUCACGGCUUCCAAUCCAAGACAUCUUUGCUGGACUGGUUACAAGUAUUGGCACAGCAAUACGAUACUGGUUUCAUUAUACACUUGUGGCCUUUGCAUGGUUGGGAGUAGUACCUCUUACUGCAUGUCGUAUCUACAAGUGCUUGUUUACUGGCUCUGUGAGCUCACUACUGACACUGCCAUUAGAUAUUCUAUCAACGGAGAACUUGCUGGCUGACUGUUUGCAGGGGUGUUUUGUGGUAACUUGCACUCUGUGUGCAUUCAUCAGCCUUGUUUGGUUACGUGAACAGAUUGUCCAUGGAGGAGCACCACAAUGGUUGGAACAAAAUCAGCAACAGCCACUCAAUGGUGUUGGUCAACCAAAUGAGGCUCAGGCUGUUGUCAAUGGAGGUGUUGAAAAUGCUGUGCUGGAUCAACCUGCUAACCCAGCUGCUGAGAAUGCAGUUGUAGGUGAGAACCCUGAAAUUCAAGAAGAACAAGUAGAUGAAGAGGAGGAGGAUAAUGAAGAUGAAGAAGAUGCUGUAGUUGAAGAUGCAGCAGAUGCAAACAAUGGAGCACAAGAUGACAUGAACUGGAAUGCUUUGGAAUGGGAUCGAGCAGCAGAAGAACUUACUUGGGAGCGAAUGCUUGGACUUGAUGGAUCUCUGGUUUUUUUAGAGCAUGUUUUUUGGGUGGUAUCUUUAAAUACAUUGUUCAUACUUGUGUUUGCAUUUUGUCCAUACCAUAUUGGUCACUUCUCCAUUGUUGGCCUGGGCUUUGAAGAAUAUGUUCAAGCAUCUCACUUUGAAGGCCUGAUUACAACUAUAGUCGGAUAUGUUCUGCUAGCAGUGACUUUAAUUGUUUGCCAUGGUUUGGCAGCUCUUGUUAAGUUCCAGCGAUCACGUCGUUUAUUAGGAGUUUGCUAUAUUGUUGUCAAGGUUUCCUUGUUAGUAGUGGUUGAAAUUGGUGUGUUUCCUCUCAUCUGUGGCUGGUGGCUGGAUAUAUGCUCUUUGGAGAUGUUUGAUGCCACUUUGAAAGAUAGAGAAUUGAGCUUUCAGUCUGCCCCAGGUACCACAAUGUUUCUGCACUGGUUAGUUGGGAUGGUUUACGUCUUUUAUUUUGCAUCCUUCAUCCUUUUAUUGAGAGAGGUAUUGAGACCUGGUGUCUUAUGGUUUCUCAGGAAUUUGAAUGAUCCAGACUUUAAUCCUGUGCAGGAAAUGAUUCACUUGCCCAUUUAUAGACAUCUCAGGAGAUUUAUCUUAUCAGUGAUUGUCUUUGGAUCAAUUGUACUGCUCAUGCUCUGGCUUCCUAUACGCAUUAUUAAAUAUCUUCUGCCUAACUUUCUUCCAUAUAAUGUUAUGCUUUACAGUGAUGCUCCAGUAAGUGAGCUUUCCCUAGAGCUUCUUCUGCUUCAGGUAGUGCUUCCAGCUUUGCUAGAACAAGGACAUACAAGACAGUGGUUGAAAGGUCUUGUACGAGCAUGGACUGUUACUGCUGGCUACUUGCUGGAUCUCCAUUCUUACCUGCUUGGUGACCAGGAAGAGAAUGAAAACAAUGCAAACCAGCAAGCUAACAACCAACAUGCUCGCAAUAAUAAUGCCAUUCCAGUUGUGGGGGAAGGUCUUCAUGCAGCCCAUCAAGCCAUACUUCAACAAGGAGGACCUGUGGGUUUCCAGCCUUAUCGUAGGCCUUUAAAAUUCCCGCUCAGGAUAUUUCUUUUGAUUGUUUUCAUGUGCAUAACAUUACUGAUUGCUAGUCUUAUCUGCCUUACCUUACCAGUGUUUGUAUUUUCAGUAUUUGCUGGCCGUUGGUUAAUGUCAUUUUGGACGGGGACUGCCAAAAUCCAUGAGCUGUAUACAGCUGCCUGUGGUCUUUAUGUGUGUUGGCUAACUAUCCGAGCAGUGACAGUGCUGGUCGCCUGGAUGCCACAGGGUCGUCGAGUGAUUUUUCAGAAGGUUAAAGAAUGGUCUCUCAUGAUAAUGAAGACAUUAAUAGUGGCUAUACUGCUAGCUGGUGUGGUUCCGCUUUUACUUGGUCUUCUGUUUGAACUAGUUAUUGUUGCACCUUUGAGAGUUCCUUUGGAUCAAACACCUCUCUUCUAUCCUUGGCAGGACUGGGCUCUUGGAGUUUUGCAUGCCAAAAUAAUUGCUGCCAUAACACUGAUGGGUCCCCAGUGGUGGCUGAAAACUGUUAUUGAACAGGUAUAUGCAAAUGGGAUUCGUAACAUUGAUUUACACUUCAUAAUUCGUAAACUGGCAGCACCCGUAAUCUCUGUUCUGUUGCUUUCCCUGUGUGUACCAUACAUCAUAGCCUCUGGUGUUGUACCUUUAUUAGGAGUUACUGCUGAAAUGCAAAACCUUGUUCAGCGACGAAUUUAUCCUUUUCUGCUUAUGGUGGUGGUUUUGAUGGGAAUUCUCUCCUUCCAAGUCCGCCAGUUCAAGCGCCUUUAUGAACAUAUUAAAAAUGACAAGUACCUUGUCGGGCAACGACUUGUGAAUUAUGAACGGAAGUCUGGUAAACAAGGCACAUCAACAACUCCACCUCAGUCUUCACAAGAAUAGAUGGUCAUAAACAUCUUGACCUUCCCUUUGCCUUUACAUGUCCUUUUUUUUCAUAGACUCUUCUUCAGUCUUUGAAUAUCUCUUCCAAUAAUGCUCUCAGCAGUGUUUUGGCUUCUGUUAAUAGCAUCCAGAUAGCAGUUAAGGCUCUGUUCCUUAUCUGCAUUUUUCUGAUGUUAUCAAUGCUGUCUGAGGUCUGUAUAUGUGUAAAUAGAAGUAUCCUGACACCCUAAAACCUUGGAUUAAAAAGAAUGUGCAUUGUACAUCUUUAAAAAAGUAUAUUAAUUUAUUAAAUCUAGUUGUCACUUUAUUUUGGACUGCUGUUCUGUUGACAAUGUGCCACAAAGCAAUACUGCAAAGAGGCAAGAUGUUUUUAUAAAAUUUGGAGCUUACUUUAUGGCGUUCAUAACAGUUCUUACUGUAGUAAUAUAGUAUGAGUUUUCAUGAGUGGAAGAACCACACAGAAUAUCAGAAGUAAGUAACUGUCUUACAGUCAGCAAUGAAGUGGCUGUGGUGAGAACAUAAUGAACUAUGUAUCUUGCUGUCAAGUCUUUUUUAUUAUUUUGUAUAACACCAAAGCUGUUGUACAUUUUUCUAUUGCCUGAUUGUUUUUCAUGUGUCUGAGUUUGUAAUAUUGUACAGUUGCUGUUAAAUCAAGAAAAUACUUCCUCUUCUGAGAAUUCAGAUGUACUUGUUGAGACUCAGCUGGGUGUUUCUGUUGGGGGAGAUUGGGGGGGGGACACAAGGGGGGUGGUAUCGGCUUUAGGCAUCAGGAUUUCCUGAACUGAAACAGUAAAUAAUUUACUAAGGUUAGGUGAUGGAAGCAUUUAAAGGUACCAAGGAUUAGAUAGGUUCAUAACUGAAAUUGUAGCCAAUUUCUUAUCAAUAAUAGAAAUUUUCAGGACCUCAGGGGGAGGGAUGAACCUUAUCUGAUGUGUUUGCACAAAAACAACAGAGUGUAAGCACCAUUUUGACCUGGUCCUUAACUAAAGAGCCUGAAAUCUUUUUUUUCUGUAAGUUACCAAAGUUGCAAAUUUUAGUAUGAAUUUUAUAUUGCACAGUUACUUCAAA